GCGCUAUGAGGACCUCACAGGCGAUUUUCAUAUUGAUUUUUUUGGAUUCGGUGAGAAAUCAAUCGCCACAAGUAAUACCAGCGAAAUGGGAUGUGGUGUACGAAAAAGAAACUGGACACAAUAUGUCACUAACUGUUUUUCGGUUUCAAGUGAAAGAGCAAUACUCUGUAGCACGAAUAAUUAUGAGUUGCAAUGAGAGCACGGAGCACAACCCGUUAUUAGCGGUUUUCCGGGAGAAGUUGGCAAUUCUCAGCUUGCAGGUUCCCCUAAUUGUUGAUAACUACGAAUACAGUCAAGUUGCACGUACAUUGUGCCCAUUCACUGAAUAUAAGGAAGGCGAAGCAUUCACGGUUGAAGUCACAAGUUCACGUCCAGUGCAUUACAAUUUCCGUGCAGAACUUGUGCAAAAUUUUUAUUUAUACAACAAUUCUCAACGACUAGUUACCGCGAGUGCAUCCGAACCAGUAUAUCUACGAUAUGAUAUUCCAGGAGAUGUAGAUUCUGUAGCGGUUCAUUUAGAUUCUAAUUCCACGAUUUGCAUGACAGUUUCAGUUCAAAAAAUUGGGUGUCCAGUCUUUGAUCUUCCGGAUAAUGUGAACUCAAUGGGUCUCCAUCAAACUAUGACCACGUCUGCAACAAUUCCCGUCGAAAAAUCUCGCAUGUCAAGCUUUUACGUUGUUUUUGUGGUUAACACCAACGACGAUCUCUGUUCAGAAAUCUUAAGCAUCAAGCCGAACAAGCCUACGAAGUUUCCUCUUCGUAUGAAAUCAUUCAACGUCACAAUUGAAUCAUCAAUGAAAAUAUUUGACUACACAAUUCCAAUUGUUUUCUGGGCAUGCAUUCUUCUGUUAGUGACCAUUGUAGUCUUUGUGUAUCAUUACUUUGAUGGGAUUUGGGAAAGAAGAUUUGUCUCAAGAGCGUAUACACAUUUGGAAGAUAACGCCCAGGAACAGCGAAUUCGAGACUUUUACGAUUUUCAGCGAAUGUCAGAAGACGAUGAUUUGAAAGAUUAUGACUUGCUCACUGAUUGCCAGGAUAUGAUGGUUGUUAGAGCAAAAGCUAGCCUCACUGUUGCAGAUCUUUCCAUGACACCAUACGAAGAGAGGGAAUUGAAAUAUGACGUAUACAAAAUAGCAUUAGCAAUUAUUGGUAUUUUUUACAACAUUACGGUGCUUCAACUGAUCAUCAGCAAAGCUGGAAGCUUACGACAAUCUGGUGAUUUGGAUGAAUGCACAUUUAACUUCCAAUGUGCCCGGCCACUUUGGUAUUUUGUUGCUUUUAACAACGUUGUCAGCAACGGUGGAUAUGUGUACUUCGGUACCCUUAUAAUCGUUAUGAACUAUUGUCGAGAAAGAAGCUUCAGGCGUUUGUUUGCAGUUCAGCCUACAUUGGCGGAGAGAUAUGGUCUUCCCCAACACAGUGGAUUAAUGACAGCAAUCGGUCUUGCAGUUAUCAUGGAGGGAAUCUCUUCUGCUACUUAUCAUGUUUGUCCAAAUAAUAUCAACUAUCAGUUCGACACAGCACUUAUGUACGUUAUUGGAAUGCUUGGAAAAUUGAAAAUCUGGUCAUUACGUCAUCCGGACAUGGUGGUCAGUGCCUAUCACGCAUUUGGUUUUCUCGGGGUGUUUUUGAUGGCAGCGAUUGCAGGAGUGUACGUGCACAAUAUGAUUUUCUGGGCUUUGUUUUCAAUUAUCUACAUCGCCAGUAUGCUUCUUGUCAGCCUCGAGUUCUAUUUCAAAGGAAUCUGGACAUUAAAUUUACGAGAGCUGCGAAACUCCAUAAGGCUUUCUUGGGUAUCAUCAAGACAUUUGUCGUGUGUAGUUCCAGCUUACAAGGCUCGGUUCUUUGUUAUUCUUCUUCUCAAUAUAGCAAACACUGCAGUAGUGGUUUAUGGACUUGAAGCCCACCCAAAAGAUUUUCUCUCGUUUCUUCUAAUUCCAUUCAUCGGGAAUUUGUUUAUCUACAUAAUUUACUACAUUCUAAUGAAGAUGAUCUACCGAGAGAAAAUUCCAAAAAGAGCCAUCGCUCUUCUUUUUGCUGCUGUCAUUUCCUGGACUUGUGCCGGAAUUUUAUUCAACCAACGUGUAUCUGAUUGGAGCAAAAUGCCAGCAAUAUCCCGAGAACUCAACAAACCAUGCAUAUUUUUGAACUUUUACGAUAACCACGAUUUGUGGCACCUUUCUUCUGCUUUUGCCAUUUUCUUCUCUUUCACCGCCAUCAAUGUAAUUGACGACGAUCUCAUGUUUGUGAUGAGGAAUACAAUUCGAGUUUUCUAGAAACAUGUAUAUAAUUGAACAUAUAAGUACAUUCCCAUUUGCAUAUCUUACCCGCUUUUGAUAGAACUAGUCAUGUCACACACUUUCACUGGUCACUGAUUUUCCGAUUUUCCAUUUGUUUUCUUUUGUAUACUAUUUUUUACAAUCAUUCCAAUCUCUUAAUACGUCUUUCGUUGAAACACCACAUGUAUUUUGUUGUUUCUUUUGUUUCUUAAUUUCACAAAUUCUACUCUGGUCGUCUGCUUUUAUUUUGUGAUUAAAUUAUUCAGUU
This is a messenger RNA of Caenorhabditis elegans, 2547 nucleotides long. RefSeq names its product Cholesterol uptake protein 1 (gene chup-1). The transcript is spliced from 18 exons. The record is from RefSeq and is marked reviewed. Bases 6 to 2276 code for a protein of 756 amino acids. Lineage: Eukaryota; Metazoa; Nematoda; Chromadorea; Rhabditida; Rhabditidae. Gene Ontology annotation, cellular component: membrane; plasma membrane.